AUGGGCGAGAAUCUGGUGGACGCCGACGUUGGGAAUCGGGCGUUCAUUUUCAAAGAUUAUAAACUACGGGACAGACUGUACGCAAAGCACCCGACAAUCCGAUGGAUAGUAACCGACAUCAGCGACGGUGAGAGCGAAGAGCCGGACACUGAAACAAACAGGUAUUACGGGUCGGGACUGUCAACGGGUGAACAGCAGGUGUUGACCCAAAGCGACCACAAGUUAGAUACUUUUGUAGAGCGAGCUCUCAUUGACAUCCGGCCGGACGUUAUAGUAGUUGACUCGCGGCUAGACUUGCCAUCAGUCGCGCGGUCAGGCGUGCCCUGGAUUGUGGUCAAUACAUAUCAGCCAUUGUCACCCACGGUUGACGAAAAAUGCACUCAAUCCGUUUGCUUAGAGAUUGAAGUACAGGAAGGCCGACGCGUUGGGAUUAAUAUCCCGUCUAUUGGUAAUAGAGAUUUAUUAGACAAGUUUACAGACAUUGGAAAGUUUGAUGGUAUUGCUGAGUUUUCCAAAUUAAUUAAACACAUUGCUGCGUUGUUGUCAACCAAAACUACGAUGAUUAGUAAUGAGCAACAUAAUCGCCGAUAUCGAUACGUGUCGACCAUCACUGAUCGCACACUAGUCUAUGCGGAGGACAUGUUUUAUAUGGACCCGGCAAUGAUCUACAGUCGUAUCCGUAAUCUACGGCACCUGACUAUCCGUCCGGCAGACGUAUGGUUGUGCGGGUAUCCCAAGUCGGGCAACACGUGGUUGUCUGAGAUCGUGUCCCGCAUUAUGGCCAACGGUGUGGUCGACAGAGUGAGGGGUCAGGACUUAUCUGAACGAGUGUUGAAUCACAUCAAUCCUGGCUUUGAUUUUAUGGGUUUAUAUGAGAGUAAAGCUGAUCCAAGGAUUGUCAAUACUCACUUCAGCCCACGGUAUUUGUCGAACAAUAUUACAUCGAUUGGCAAAAUGAUAUACAUCGUGCGUAACCCGAAGGACGUGUGUGUCUCGUAUUACUGGUUUCAUAAAAACCUGAAGCACAUAACGUUCGCGUCAGACACCCAAUGGUCUGACUUUUUCCACCUGUUCCUCGAAGGACACCUAUGGCUGGGCGAGUGGUUCGCAAACGUUAGCUCCUAUUGGCUAAAGUACGGCUCCGGGAGGGCUAACCCUAACGUACUGUUCGUGGCGUACGAGGAGCUCAUUGUAGACCUGCCGGCAAUGGUCCGCAUAAUCGCCCACUUUCUCGAAAAAGAGUUUACCGAUGAAAUUGUGGCCACAAUUGUCGCUCACUGUUCACUGGACUCAAUGCGGGCCAACCCUAUGGUAAAUAAGGCCUUGAAUAUGAAAAUACAAGGCGAAACCGGCGCCCAAUUUGUACGUAAGGGCACAAUCGGCGACUGGAGUCGGCAUAUGACUGAUGAACAGUCGGCGAUGUUUGACGAGAGAUACGGCCAGAGGUUGCGGGCGAUUGGACUCCCGGUGUGCGACACUAUGGCCGACGCCCAGAGCCGUAUGGCGUCCAACGGCCGUAUUAUUACUUUGAAUAAUGCAUUAAAAAUUUAA
Medioppia subpectinata is the source of this 1551-nucleotide messenger RNA. The record is from the annotation of a GenBank genome assembly. Lineage: Eukaryota; Metazoa; Arthropoda; Arachnida; Sarcoptiformes; Oppiidae.